AGAAUCCUCCUUUUCAAUCCCAUUAUUGCAACUUGGGCGGUUUAUGAUCCCAUAUAAAUAGAAGCCUGAAAAUACCCCCUAACUUAUAUUUUGAUCAAAAUAAGAGCAUUUAGGGUUUCGAUAGUCCCAAAUUUGACUUGAUUUCCUCUUUCCAUCGAAGAGUUUAGAGGGAUUCAGAAAAUGCAGGGAGGCAGAGGUGGAAGAGAUCCUUUCUUUAAUUUUGGUGGUGACCCCUUCGGUGGUUUUGGGGACUUUGGAGGAUUUGGUGGUCCUAGAAAUUUAUUCUCCAACUUCUUUGGAGGAAGGAACCCAUUUGAUGACCCUUUUUUCACACGCCCUUUUGGAAGCAUGUUUGAUUCAAGCUUCUUUGGCCCCGGUCAAAGUCCUUUUAUGGAUAUGCAUCCGACUGGGUUUAUUGAGCAUCAGGCUCCAGAGCCAAAGAGACCAAGGGGUCCGAUUAUUGAAGAACUAAAUUCUGAUGAUGAAAAGGAAGAAGCAGAUACCGGGAUGAAAGGGAAUCCUAGGAAGCAUGGUAGGUCUAAUGCCGAGCCUUAUGUUGAGGUUCCGGAUGAUGAAGCUGGACAAUCUGAGAGAAGGAACAGGCAUUUGCAGUAUAUGAAUGGUUAUAAUGGUUCGUAUCAAAAUCAGCAGCAGCAGCAGCAACAGCCUCAAACUAGUAGUUUUGUGUUUCAGAGCUCCACUGUCACUUAUGGUGGUGCCGAUGGAGCUUACUAUACUUCAUCAAAAACAAGGAGGACUGGAAGUGAUGGAAUUACUUUUGAAGAAAGCAAAGAAGCGGACACAACUACAGGCCAAGCAAGCCACCAGGUUUCUAGGGGACUUCACAACAAGGGUCAUUCAGUUAUGAGAAAGCUGAACUCGGAUGGUAGGGUGGAUACGAUGCAGACCUUACAUAAUUUGAAUGAAGAUGAACUUCCUGGUUUUGAAGAAUCUUGGAAAGGAAAUGCCCAAAAGCGUCUGCCUGGCUGGUCCGGAAGUUUUAUUGGCCAUGAUAAAAUAGGGACUGGCAGCAGUGGACAGAACGGGCAGGCUGGUCGGGGAGGAUGGGCACUUCCCUCUACUGAGUCUUCUCAACCAAAAGGGAGGAUGAUGGUAGAUGCAAGAGACAGGUCCGGGCCUUUGCGUAGCGAACACACUAGGAUGAAAGGAUCAGCAGAUUUUAAAGAUAAGAGUUCUCACUCUCGAGGGAAACGUAGGGACUAAGUUGGAGUGAGUCUAACACCGAGAUGAUCUUGUGGUGCAGAAGGCAUUGCCUUUCCUCUUAUAUAUAUAUGUAUGUAGUAUUGUAUGUUGUUGCCAUGUUUUCCUAGUUUAGAGCUUUUAUGAUUCAUGCGUCUGUUGUGGCAGUCCUUUUACCAAGGAGGGUUGCUAAUGCAGAGAGAGCUUUAGACAAUUACUGCAAAUACAUAGUGAUUAUAUAACAUCUACUUUCUAGUAUAUUAACAUUGCAAUCUGAAAUAAUCAUAUGCUUUGCUUCACUUUUUAUGAGGAA
Gossypium arboreum is the source of this 1513-nucleotide messenger RNA. RefSeq lists its product as uncharacterized. The record is from RefSeq and is a predicted model, not a curated record. The transcript has 6 exons. Lineage: Eukaryota; Viridiplantae; Streptophyta; Magnoliopsida; Malvales; Malvaceae. The coding region runs from base 181 to 1224 and encodes 347 amino acids.